AUGUUAUUAAGAGCAAUCAGAUCGUUCACAAACACAGCCUCCACUACCACCAACUUGCUAUUAAAGUCAUCGUCAACUAUAACAACAACAACAACAACACACUUGAUCAUUAAGAGAACAAUGAGCUCAUUGAAUACUACUGCCAGCGCCAACCUAUUCGUCCAACCUCAAUGGUUGAACGAGCACCUGAACAAUGUAAAGGUGAUCGACGCCUCGUGGUACAUGCCACACGAGAAUCACAACAUUCGCAAGGAGUUUGAGGAGGCCCACAUCCAAUCGGCCGUGCUCUUUGACAUUGACGAGGUCUGCGACAAGACCGUCAACCUGCCACACAACUUGCCCUCGGUCGACUUCUUCCAGCAGGAGGUCGGCGCUCGUCUGGGCAUCUCCAGCGACGACCACGUCGUCAUCUACGACACUCGUGGCACCUACGUCGCGUCGGCCCGUGCCUGGUGGACCUUCCUCACCUUUGGUCACAACCCAGACAAGCUGUCCAUCCUGUUUGGCGGUCUGCCCGCCUGGCAGCGUGCUGGCCUCCCAACCGUGCAGGGCAAGAUCGCCCCUGCCGCACAGCCCGCCACCUACAAGGCCACAUUCAACCCUUCCAUGGUCAAGACUCGCGCAGACCUCGAGAACAACAUGAACGACAAGAAGUACCAAGUGGUCGACGCUCGUGUCGCCGACCGCUUCUAUGGCCGCGUCGACGAGCCUCGCGCUGGUCUGCGUCGUGGACACAUUCCAGGCGCUCUCAACGUCCCAUGGGUGGAGAUUGUAAACAAUGCACAGGGUGGCUACCAGGACAAGGACAAGGUGUUGGCCCUGUUCAAGACCAACGGUAUUGAUGUCAACAAGCCCGUGCUCACCACCUGUGGCUCUGGCACCACUGCCGCCGUCCUCACUCUUGGACUGUACUCAUUCGGUUAUCCACUGGCACCAAUCUACGAUGGAUCAUGGUCUGAGUGGGGCCAGGUUGGCCUGGACACUCCAGUCGAGACUGAUGUUCCAAAGACCAAC
Acytostelium subglobosum LB1 is the source of this 1014-nucleotide messenger RNA. RefSeq lists its product as hypothetical. Gene Ontology annotation, molecular function: thiosulfate-cyanide sulfurtransferase activity. Gene Ontology annotation, cellular component: mitochondrion. The transcript has a single exon. NCBI's taxonomy places the organism in Eukaryota, Evosea, Eumycetozoa, Acytosteliales, Acytosteliaceae. The annotation marks the transcript as partial. The record is from RefSeq and is a predicted model, not a curated record. Gene Ontology annotation, biological process: transsulfuration.